This is a messenger RNA of Tribolium castaneum (red flour beetle), 585 nucleotides long. RefSeq lists its product as uncharacterized. Gene Ontology annotation, cellular component: mitochondrion. NCBI's taxonomy places the organism in Eukaryota, Metazoa, Arthropoda, Insecta, Coleoptera, Tenebrionidae. The record is from RefSeq and is a predicted model, not a curated record. The coding region runs from base 194 to 505 and encodes 103 amino acids. Gene Ontology annotation, biological process: mitochondrial respirasome assembly. The transcript has 2 exons.
AGUAGCUCUCACUGCAUCAUUUUGGAAGAGAUUAUUUUGGGUAUACUCGAACUGAACAUCGAUACUCUUAAGUCAUUCUUUGAAGAAAUAGGAAUUUGGUGUAAUGGAACCCGACUUUAAACUUGGGGUUAUGCCAUAACCCUUCAAAAAUAAUUAAUCAAGUCAAUUUUUGUAAUCUCCCAAGUGAGUGACAAUGGCCCAGAGACCCCUAGAAGCGGACGAAAUGGAGUUCGACUGGAUCCAGCUCCAGAAGGAGAUCCGGGCCGGCGAUGAGACACGCAAGGAGAAACUACUGCGCAAAAUUAAGGAGAACCCGAUGAUUCCGAUAGGUUGUUUGGCCACAACUUGUGCCCUAUGUUACGGUUUGUGGAGUUUCAGGACCGGGAAUCGGAAAAUGUCGCAGUAUAUGAUGCGGACCCGAAUCGUGGCCCAAGGCUUCACCGUCGUGGCCCUCCUCGCGGGCAUCGGCACGGGGCUCUCCAAAAUCGAGCGGCCCAAAAAGUAAACGGGGGCCCAACUCUUGUACAUAAAUGAGUGAUAUUUAUUUAGUUACGUGUUGUCUAAUAGAUCCAAUAAAGCCUUAAA